Messenger RNA from Glycine soja, 406 nucleotides. Its product is annotated as ethylene-responsive transcription factor ERF098-like. Gene Ontology annotation, molecular function: DNA binding; DNA-binding transcription factor activity. The record is from RefSeq and is a predicted model, not a curated record. Lineage: Eukaryota; Viridiplantae; Streptophyta; Magnoliopsida; Fabales; Fabaceae. The transcript has a single exon. The coding region runs from base 1 to 366 and encodes 121 amino acids. Gene Ontology annotation, biological process: ethylene-activated signaling pathway; regulation of DNA-templated transcription.
AUGGAGAAAGAGAAGGGAGAGGAAGAAGUGAAGUACCGCGGAGUGAGAAGAAGGCCAUGGGGUAAGUUCGGAGCAGAGAUCAGAGAUCCAACGAAACCGACGGGAAGACAAUGGUUAGGGACAUUUGACACGGCUGAAGAAGCCGCUAGAGCUUAUGAUCGUGCAGCCAUUGGUUUGAGGGGUGCUCUUGCAAUCCUUAAUUUUCCUGAUGAGUACUAUUCUCAUCUUCCUUUUGUAUUAUCAAAUUCUUCUACUAAGGGAAAUGAAAGUUCUUUUGAUACGGAAGUUAUUGAGUUAGAGUAUUUGGAUGACAAGGUGUUGGAAGAACUUCUUGAGUUAGAAGAGAAGAGAAGAAAUGAAGACUAAGCAGUGGACUAUUCCCUUCUUUUGAGAUCCUUUUUUUUUU